GAUUCAUAGAAGUAAUUAAUUUAAUGGUGGUAGUAUAUUAAGAAAGGUUGUAUAUAAGGAUAUUGGAAAUUUGAACUGUGUACGUGCAAAUCUUAACAGAUUGUGAAACAUUCCCUGUUAGUAAUAAGCAAAAGUCAGUAAAUAUCGUAACUUUGAAGCCAUAACUCAGAGUACUGUUAAAUUAUACGUCUAUUUACUCUAUCUGAAGACAAUAAUUAGCCACCUCAUUGUCAUACCAAAUAAAACAGCCAGCAAUCUACAUUGCGAUUUGAACACUAUGUGAUCUUUAAACGUUGGGAGAAUUCCUUUUUAAGCACUUCAAUAUGGCGACUAUACCCCACACUCAUCUCUGAUUGGAGAUAUCAUUGUAUGAAGUACAUUCUCAUGCUUCACUGAAAAAUUCUAAAUAGAUUUCUCUUUUUUUUGUAAUAUGAAUCUAUUUGAUCUUUCACAGCAGCCGUGAUUGACUUGUCAUAGUUCAAUAGUUUUAGUUCUAUUUAGUUCCAUCUCCCACCCAUGGUUUGUUGACAUUCUUUAAGUGUUAGCUAUACAAUGCUCCAAUAUAUUCUAUCUUACACUUCAUUUUGUUUAGAUUUUUUUUCCACACUUUUCCUUUGUGACAUUCGUUAUUGUGGCAGGUAAAAUAAGGAAAAUGGAAAAUUUGGGAAAUUAUUCUUUAACACUUUAUGGCUUAUGGGAUGUUGCAGUGUUUGGAUCAUUUACUGGUUAUUUAUACAUUUCUUCCAUUACGUUGUUUUCUCGCUGGAUUAAAUUUAAUGAUAAGAAUAUCCAGUGGAAUAUUUCAAUUUUUUACAUCUUUUAAUCAAUACCAUGAUACACCUUCAUCGAAGACAUCACGGUUAACCUUACUGUAUAAUUAUGAAUUACGUGAUCUGAUCAAAUUUUCUUUAUUAUGUAUAUGUACUGUUAUUUUAACAAAAUAUGACAGUUCCAUGGCUUAUCAUGAAAUAAGAACACAAUCGGUGAUAAAAAUUUAUAUUUUUUUCAAUUUACUCGAAGUCGCAGAUCGUUUAUUAUCUGCUGUUUGUCAAGAUGCCUUGGAUGAUUUAUUAUUUACAAUCAGUAAACCACGAUCUGAUUCAGUUUUAUCUAAUAAUCUAGAAGAAAAUAGUCUCAUUUUCUGGCGUGAUGUUGUUUUACAGUACUGCUUUGCUUUCUUUUGUCUCAUAGCCCACUGCUUCCUUCUGCUAUGUCAAGUUACUACUUUAAAUGUAGCAUUCAAUUCACAAAAUAAAUCAUUGAUCACUGUGUUUAUUUCGAACAAUUUUGUUGAAUUAAAAGGUAAUGUAUUUCGUAAAAUGGGAAAAACGAAUUUAUUUCAAAUUGCAUGUGCUGAUGUACGUGAACGAUUUCACUAUUGUGUUUGGUUUUCAAUUAUUGUAUGCCGUAAUAUGAAUGAAAGUGGAUGGAAUUUAGAUGAUCUUCAAACCAUUCUCAUUGAUGUAACCUAUAUUCUUCUGGCAGAAGUUGCUGUGGAUUGGAUAAAGCAUUCAUUCAUUACCAAAUUUAAUGUGAUCCCUUCAAAUGUCUAUGAGGAGUAUACUGUGAGCAUUGCUUACGACCUAUUAUUAUGCCAUCAGGGAAAGAAUACAUCAGACUACUCUGACCUUCUUUCACGUCGUAUGGGUCUUACUCCCAUUCCUCUUAGUUGUUUAAUUAAUGCUAUGCUCUUUCAAACAAUAAGAAGUCCCAGCACUCUUUGCCUUACUUUACCGUUUGUUGUGUCUGCACUAUUUGCAGUUAAAGUUGCAACUAAUCUUACCCUUAUGUCCAUGGCUUAUUCUCAUAUUCGUGAGUACAUAAAUGCAGCAAGUACUGUUCAACAGGAUGAAAAUUGUCCCCUCAACAAUGAUAAAACUGCUGGUGUUUUCACAACUACAGAAAAAGGAAAUGUGAAACAGCCCCGACCUAUUCUUUCAGAAAAGGGAAUUCGAAUAUCGUCAAGAAAACCUCCUUUUGGUUUCACAGGUUAUGACCAACCGACUAGAGAUGAAGAUUGCUUUUUGCCGACGGGUCUUAGGUAUCGGAAAUUCAAAAGCGACUCAGGUCCCGUAGAUAUAACGGCCAAUAUGGACAUAAACCAUUCACUAACUUCUGAAGAUACAUCAGAAUUCGCUGGAAAUAAGCUUAGAGUGUUAAGUCCGAUUUCUACGGGUAGUAUUUGGAAUGAAUUGAUUGAACCAUAUCAAUCAAUUAUGGCCUCUGCAACCGGAACACCAAAGAGUCUAUAUGAACCUAGUGAAUCAACUCCAUUAACACCUCUUAGUCGAAUAGGGUCAGCAAAUCGGAUAUUCAAUUCUGGGAAUAAUAAAUCAGAAAUCGAGUGCGAACGUAGUUUCCGUGGUUCAUGUGUGUUCCAGACUGAAGACAAACCUCAGUUUACUACUUACACAAAUACUCCCAUUGCUACAUCACAUAAUGAGGGACUACAUGUAUGGAACAGGUAUGAGAUGACUAGUAUCUUAGGAGAAUUAUAUGGCAAUAAAGACGAACCAUUUACAGCAAUGGUACGGCCUCAUAGUGCUUGUGUUUUAUUAAGACCAAGAUAUUACAGUAUCGAUCUAGGUAUUCUGAGUACUUUUUUGAAGUCUAUGGAAUGCAAUAUACGUAUUACAGAUGAAACACCAAUUAAAGACGGAAGUGCUCAGGAAAAUGAAUCAAACCCUAGUUAUACUUUCAAUCGUAUACACAAACGCCGAAUACGUACAAUGACUGAAAGUUCAGGUACUGCCCCUUUACAUCCUUCAAGGGAUCCUACAAUACCAAUUCUAUGGGAACGAAGCAGUAGAAAUAGUACAGCCAACCAAUUCGUUUUGGAUCAACUGAAACCAAUAACACCUGGACGAGUAAAGCAGCCAUUGUCUGAUAUUGAUCGUUAUUCAAUGGUAGAGGGACAAAUUAGUUGACUUAACUUGUGUAAUUUAAUGGCUGCACAUUUCUUGUAUGUAUAUUUUAAAAUAAUAAAAUGUUUUAAUCAGUGUUUUUGAGACCCUAAAUCUGAUGUAACAACCAAUAUAAAAUAGUGGAACAUAGUGAUUACUAAAAAAAAGUAGUUGGUAGCGCUAACUACAUCUCACUCACUCAAAAACCUAAGUUAAAGUAUAUUAGUUGUGUUCGAUUUCACAAUUUAACCAAUUAAAUAUUCUUAACCUAAAAGCAUACAUUUGGAAUAUACUGUCGAACAGAAUGAUAUCUGUAAUUAUAAUGUGGUAUAUAAGUACACAUCUAAAGGACUCCUUAAUAUAGUAUCAUUUUAACCACAGAGUUUACAUUCAUCACGGAUACGUCUUCACACUACAGCGAAAUAUUUCGAGUUUCAAUUUCCUUGAUUACUAAAUACAACUUUUUUCUUCUUCUUUUGUCCCCAGUCAAGU
This is a messenger RNA of Schistosoma rodhaini, 3395 nucleotides long. The record is from the annotation of a GenBank genome assembly. NCBI's taxonomy places the organism in Eukaryota, Metazoa, Platyhelminthes, Trematoda, Strigeidida, Schistosomatidae.